UCAUAAUUCAUAAUAAACAAACGCUAAAUUCCUUUUUUGAAAAUUAAAAUGUGCUUAUAUUAAAAUUUUAUUGAUUGAUGGUAAAGAAGUGUUGUGUGUGUUUGUAAUUUUCAAUUUAAUAUAAUGUGCUCUAUUUGUGAUAGGUACAUAUUUUAUAGAAUUAAUGAAGUCAUCUUCAUAACUACAUAGCACACCUCUCAUGUAAGAAAUAAGGGAAGACACCUGUUGAAGUAUUCUUAUGCGAUCAGCAGUUAUGCUCAAGUAUUUUGUAUUACUGUUCAUUUUCUAUUGUGGCUAUGUUGAACCAGCCGAAAGAAGCUCUCUAUCAUGCACCAUUCCACCUGUCGUCAGAGGAAAAUGGUUUUCUUGGGAGAGAAAAGAAACAUUCACCGAAUUCGACGCCAAUAGCAUGUCUCAAAAAGGUCGAUGUAUCGACAUGAAAGAAGAAUUCCACGUGAAUUAUACAUUUGUUUUUUCCAGUGAACAAAAUAAAUGCUAUUAUUGUGUCAAGAUACUCGUACGAACGGUGAACGUUUUGGAAAAAAUUGAGACUGGCUGUAUUUCCGUUGCCUCUAACGAACGACCUUCCGUUGAUUUAGUGUGUAAUUCGUUAAAAGAAGAUCAACAGCUAGUUACUUUAUUUUCUGAAAAUUUUGUUCCUGUUAAUUGCCGUUCUAGUUUUGAAGGAGUUUGGCAAUUCGCUUAUCAAAAUCGUUUUCGGUUUGCUGGCGAAUGUAAUAGCCCCGAUGCUCAAAUUCGAUCAUGUCAAGCCGCCGGAACACAGUUUUUAAUCACCAAUCAAAAGUUUAACAUAACUUAUAAAAAAUGUGAUGGAAUGAGUGGAACUUCCAAUGCAGUGGUGGAAUAUAGUUGUUUAGGAGAUUGGUUUGUUGAUAAGAACCACUAUAUCGCUGUUGCUAAUACUAAAGAAUCUCGAAUUGAUGAAAAAUACAGAUGUUUUUUGAAAAAUCGAGACGAUGAUCUGUACAUCGGUGUAUCCAUAACAGCUGAAUGUAAUACUCUGAAGUCACCGGAAAACAGCCCUGAAAGAUUACGUAUUACGCCAGUGAAAGCCGAAGUCGUGGAACCAGGCUGUAGGUUACCUCAGAAUUUCACUGGUGAAUGGGUAAACACAGCGAAUAUCGAUGCCGAUGUUAGUAUUAAUGAAACACAUAUCGUUGAAACGUGGUAUCCUGACGCAGGGCGUUACCGAAAAACCAUUUACGUUUGUCAGGAGCAAAGAGAUACGCGAUUUAUGAUGGCAAGAUUAACCGUUGAUGGAUGCCAAAAAGAUUAUAUAUGUUUUGAUUUUGUUCCUCGCCACCACAACAUUAUCAGAUAUAGAAAAGGAUUAGCUGUAAUCAAGAAUAAUUUCCACACUGUCUGUUCUUGGGUACAAUUUCCUAAUAGAGAAGAAUGGAAUUACGAUUUGUUCCUCGCCAAAAACCCGGUACCUGUACCUUGUCCAGUGGCUGGAAAGUAUAAAUUCAAACAAAGAGGAGACGUUCCAUUUGUAACUCGUAUUCUUGGUGGUGUUACUCAAUCUCCCCGUCCAAAUAUUUAUUGCAAAGAAAAUAUUUCCGAUUUAUCGGUUUGCGAUACCGAACAAAAAGAAAUAUGGAUUGAUGAGAAUUACUGUCUCUCUGUCGAUCAUCGUGGAAGACCGGUCGAUAUUUACAGCGACCCUGAUUAUAAAAUGAAAUGUAUUGGAUAUUGGAAAGAAAAUUUGAAAUCAUAUUUAAUUACUUAUGAUGAAUUAGAUGCAUUUACCAAAUAUCGAUGUUGGCUUUAUCAACGAUCGGAUUUGAAUAAAUUAAUGAUGUCACAAGCGAUUGGUCCAUUUUGUAGUGUCAGACAAGAUAUUACUAGUUGGAACUAUACAGAAGGAGCAGCAGUCGCUUUAGAACUACAGGAAUACGAAAGAGAAAGGGAUCAAUGUCCGAUGUUUUUUGACGACGGUGCGAAUCCUUGGAGAAACUCUGACUAUACUGUACAAAUUUUAGACGUUGGUGGUGCUAUUAAUUUAUACUCCAAGAUCUCAGUUAUAACUCUGAUAUUAAUAGGAUUAACAAGUUUGUACAAUUUAAUUUAAAUUUCAACUGGGGUUUGACGAAUUAGGCUUAGUAAAAUUUUGAACCCCAGGGCCCAGUGUACUGUAAUUUUUCCACCGUAUUUUAAAAUUUCUCAGUAGGUACUUAGAUAAAAAAGCAACUGAAUUACCGUAACUUACUUCAUUUUAAUUAGUUUAUUUCUAUAAGAUAUGUGAUCUGAAAAACGACUGGGUUUAUUGUUUAUGAUCAGUAAGUAUUAUUUAUUUUAUGAAAAAACGAGCUGUGCUUGUAAUAUCACGCAAGUGAAAAUAGAAAUAUUUUCAUUUUAUCAGUGUUCAUGAUGUUAUGUUUUAAUUUUUUUUUUUAUAUGUGAUCUAUUCAGUUAAGACGUCUUCAUAAUGACCGUAUUUAUUCAUGUUUGUAAACGUUUUGUAAUAUUAUCGGUAUUAUGUUUUUUAUAAUCUCGUCAUCUGGCCAUUUCCCAAUUUUACCAAUUUUUAAUUUACCAUACAAUUAUGAUGUAUUAUAUUGAAAGAGUAGGCCAUAUCGUGAAAAUAUUUAGAAUCAUUGAUGUUAUACGUAUUACGUAUCUGUGAUGCACAAUUUUUCCGUCCUCGAAUAAUUAUUCGACUUUUUUAUUUUUGAUAUUGAUAAUUAUUUAAGUUAAGUUAAUGUCCGCCCAUGUGCAGCAGUAAUUCAAAGACAUUAUUCGAAAACCACUAGUGAUAUCAUGUAAUAGAAUCUCGAAUGAUUUCAAUCGUACAUAAAACGUUGAUUUUUUCACUCCCUUAAUUAUUUUUUGGCUAAAAGUUGUUUUAGAAUAAAGUCUGCAUUAGUGUUUUCAUGACAUUCCAGAUACAUUUAAGCGAUUUUCCCGUAGUGCAACAUCUUAAAUUUUGAAAAUUCGAUACGUUAUUUUAUUUAUUAUCUGCUGUGAACAUACAUUAUAUACUUACGUUUUAUACACUUUUAAUUGUUAGUUUAUACACUUUUUUCAAUCUAGUUUUUUUGUACGAACAUUUGUAAUAAAAAUAGAAAAUAUG
Planococcus citri (citrus mealybug) is the source of this 3094-nucleotide messenger RNA. RefSeq lists its product as uncharacterized. NCBI's taxonomy places the organism in Eukaryota, Metazoa, Arthropoda, Insecta, Hemiptera, Pseudococcidae. Bases 239 to 2092 code for a protein of 617 amino acids. The record is from RefSeq and is a predicted model, not a curated record. Gene Ontology annotation, biological process: wound healing. The transcript has 11 exons.